Messenger RNA from Teleopsis dalmanni, 347 nucleotides. RefSeq lists its product as uncharacterized. Lineage: Eukaryota; Metazoa; Arthropoda; Insecta; Diptera; Diopsidae. Bases 66 to 239 code for a protein of 57 amino acids. The record is from RefSeq and is a predicted model, not a curated record. The transcript has a single exon.
AAAUUCACAGUGCAAACUAAACAUUCGAAGUAAAAAGUUUCCUACCCACAACAGCUUUCACAACGAUGAAGUGGUUCAGUGCCUUCUUAUUAUUUGGACUCUUGGCAUUAAUUGGAAACAUGGCAGUAUUCACAGCUGCUGAACCAAAUCCUGAUCCACGGGGACGACCAGCUACAACCAAACGUCCCACUGUAAAUACUGAAAAUAAUAAUGCUGGGUUCGACGAAAGACGUCGCUAGCAAACCAGGAGUAGAGGAGGUGAAGGGCACCAAGCACAGCAACAACAACAGCAGCAGCAGCAACAAAAGUUGAAUUGCACCCCAUCAUUGCAAAAAAAUAAUCGUCAA